UUGAAUGGGUUCAAUUCUGCACUACGUGUAACACUGUGCUCAUAAAUAAGAUCUCUCUAAAUUAAACCAACAUGGAUCUCCGCUCACUGAAGAGGGCGCCAUUACAUCCUUACCCGACACGGGUUGGGUUACGCCGUCGAUCGGCAGUCGGGAUAUAACUUGUGUUAGUUCGUCAAAGUUGCGGAAUCUUAAGACGUCUUCGUGAUGUUGUCAACUCCGUGAAUGAGCUUUGAGUUAACUGUAAUUUGGUAAGAGAGUGCGAGGCAUUAAAUCUACUGAGCAGUUUUGAUCGACGGAAGGAAGUCGAGUAGCGGAGACUUUCGGAUACGUUUUCAUAUUGUAUGAAGAUCAGUCGUAAAGCGGACUCAUCAGACACAGUCCGUGAAAGGAGUUUGCCCUCGGCCUCCUUCAGUCACGUCAAGUGCGGAAGAGUUGCUUGAGCCACCAUGGGUGACAUGCAACCAUGCAAGGAUGUUUCGGAUUGCUUGGAGUUCUGCGGAGAGCUAGGUCUCUUCUUGAAACCUGUUGCUCGUUUGACGAUAACGGUUCAGUUACCGCCGUUACGGGCUCCGAGUCAGUCCAUGAACAAUUGGGAGGUUUUGGAGAGCGUCAAAGCCUUGCUUCAACCUGUAGAAUUCACUGCGCUAAAGGUAGUGAAAACUACAAUGGAAUUUCUACGCUUGGAGGGGGAAAUUGAAAACAAGGGAGACCUGAAAACUGCCAUAGCCAAGUUAGACCAAAAAACAAUCAAGUUGGCAAAUGUCACGGAUCCUUUGAAAAUCAAAGCAGCGGAAGCGCGUCUGGUAUUCCCUACGCGCAACGAUUGGGACAGUUUUUUUCGGGAUGCCAAAAACAUGAACGAAAUGAAGGCGGGCGAAAGACCGGAUACUAUUAAGAUCGAAGGUUUACCGAACCGUUGGUUCGCAUCUCGUGAUGAGUUGGCGAAAGGUUCUCAAAAACCAGACCCGGCUUGUCUGAAGCAAGCGUUCCAAACCUGGGGCGAAAUUCGUUGCGUGGACAUACCGAUCACUGACAUGUUGCGAGACCAAAUGUCUUCAUCCAUCUCUGGGCUGGGACCCCCAGAAUCCCGGUCGGCAGACUUUUUUGAUGCAUUCAUUCAGUUCAAGGAGUACAUCGGGUUUGUGAAAGGUAUGACCGCUCUGCGCGGAAUGAAGAUCGUACACAUUAAGGAUGGGAAAGGCUUCAGUGUCAUGGCAAAGGUGGAUUUCGAUAAGACGAAGCAUCUUAGCGAUGCAUCUAUCAAGAAAAGACGUGAGGAGCGUGAACGAUUGCAAACAUUUGGAAGGAAAGAAGACGAUAAAAUGGGAUGGGGACGAGUUGGUGGUGAUGCUGCAUUGACUCCCCUGGAAGCUGCUGAAAAGUUAAUGGCUAAGAAACAAGAAAAAAAGCGAAUGCGAGCGGAAAGGAAAAAGCGACAAGAGGAGAAGCGGGCGCAAGCUCGUCUGAUCAAAGCAAAGAUGAAGGAAAAGAAUGAGUUUUCCAUCCGCAUUGCUAUGGAAGAAAGAAAGCUGUUGGUUGCCACCAGAAAGCUGGAGUCAAUUAGACUAUUGGAUUCUCUGCUGGAUAGAGUGAAGUUAUCGAAAGCGUGUAAAGACGUCGGAGAUGGUGCGCUUGAGGCGGGUGAAGAUGUGAAACCUGGAAUUUUGCAGAUGCGCAAUCUAUUGGAAGCUACUCCUGAAGAUCAGAGUGCGAAGGAAAAUGACUCUCGUGCGAAAAUCGUUCAGGCGUUUAAAGAACAUCAAGGCAAAGUGCUUGAAGAGCAGCGCGAAAAAUUGCGUAAAGCCAUGGAGGUCAGUGAACAUUUUUUACGCAUUUCGUUGGAUAUUUAUCUGUUCUGCGUCGUAAAUUUUCCGACGACGUUUCCGAAACCCGUGACCCUGAUGCCUUUGUGCGCACCAAAGCCAAACUUCAUGUUUCGGCUGUUGGAGAAAUCUUUAGCAUUGAAGUCAGUGCUUGGAGAAAGCGGUGCAGUGAUAGGCGAAAAUGACGACCCCAUGCUUUCGUCGCUAUCGGAAAUCUCCAGUGACAGCUCGCGCAAUUCCUCGGAUGCUGAAAAUGAACCCGACGAAGCAGCAAAAGGUGGAUACGCUUUGUCAGGAGUUCCCAAUGGUGCUGGACUGGAUACGCUUCCACCUUUUGGGGACGGUUGGCGUGGAGGAUUUCGUGGACGCGGUCGUCCAUUUUUUCAGAAUGCUUUCAAUGGAAGAGGGGCAGGAUUUCAAAAUUUUGGAGGAUUCCGAGGUCGGGGUCGUUUCUUCCGCGGUUUUCCUCCGCGGGGGCGAGGCUUCAUUCCUCGGGGUGGAUUUGCUGGCAUGAUCGGUCCAGAUGGACAAUUGUGGCAUUUGGAUGCUCCAAUGAUGGGAUCAAAGAAGGAAAAACGUACGAAGUUCAUCGACUUGGAGUACGAAAGGCAACGUGAGCAAGAAAAGCUUUUCAAACGUGCUAUGCGCCAAGCAAGAGUUAAUCUAGCAUGGAGACUGGAUUUUACGCGCGUUAUCUUAUGGAUGGAUGCGCGAUCAACUGCGGCCAUUCAUCCAGCAGCUCCGAUAGCAGAAGCUCGAGUCGGUCAAGAUCUUAUUCCAGUCGUUCAAGAAGCGGUUCCAGUCGCUCCAGAAGCAGUCGAUCUCGUUCGUCGUCGCGAUCGAGGCGAUCACGUUCACGAUCCAAGAGUCGGUCAAGUAGGUCUAAAUCGAGCCGCUCGCGGAGUAGCCGAAGUAAAUCUGGAAGUCGCAGCAGGAGUCGUUCGAGGUCCAAAUCAAGUCGAAGUCGCUCACGGAGUGAAUCAAGAAGUCGUAGUCGUCAUCGUCGGCGGAAGCACAAGCGGAAGCAUCGCCGACAUUCUAUUCCGCCGGAGUUGUUGUUUGAUGAAUUCGGAAAUCCCCUGCCUCCGCCAUUUCCUCCUCGAUAUCCGCCAUUACCUGGAGACUUCUUACCAUAUGGGGAUUUUCCGCCCCCGUAUUUCCACCCUCAUUUCCCGCAGCAACCCUUCUUCGAUCGGCCUGGAUUCGGCCCAGGUUUUCGUGGUCGAUUUCCUCAUCCUCGAGAUUUUCCUCCAGAAUUCGAUGAUUUGCCACCAAGGCAAGUUCGCUGCCGGGUUAGAUGGUCCCAUGGCCCGAAGAGGUUGGCGACAUGGUCGCGGACGUAACAGUUCAGGUGAAGAAGGGCUCUCACCCGGACGCCCAGACGGGUUUGGUCGCAAUGCGGAUCGGAGGUCUGAUUCACCGAGGGAAGGAGGUCGUGAAAGGUUUGAGCGUCGACGCAGCGACGAUGAAAAUGAUGAUCAGCAGAGACCUCGAUCUUAUUACGAGGGCUUGGAUGAAGCGUACGAGAAAUACUUCGAUCGUCGCAUGAGGUCAUCGGAACGGGAGAGGGGUGACGAGGACGAUUCCAGUCGUCGUAGAGACGAUGAAAGAGAAGCAUCUCGUCGUGAACGAGACCGUCGUGACCGUAGGCGCGAGCCGACUCCAGAAGCGUCCCCGCAGCGUCCACGUGGACGAGAACGUGAGCCUGAACGGGAUCGAAAGCGAAUGGACCGGGGUCGUGACGCUCGUGAGAAGGAGUACGAGCGGGAUACAGAGCGAGAUCGUGAACGCGACAGGGAUCGUGAAAGAGACCGAGACCGUGAGAGAGAACGCGGACGCCGGGAGGAGCCGCAGGAACGAAAACGUGCUGACGUGCGCGGUCGCGGUCGUUCCCGAGAACGAUCGCGAGAGAGAGCCAGGCACGAAGCUCAGGCUCGAAAGCAAAAAGAGGAAGAACAGCGACGUGAACGUGAACGUCGUGAAAAGGAGCGCGAACGCGAGUCUGAUCGUGAUCGAGACCGGAAAGCUCGGGAACGAGAUCGAGAACGCGAAAAGCGAGACAAAGAUUUGUCGGAGCGUUACCAACGGUUCCACUCUCAAGCGCAGAACGCACGUCGGUCGACUCGCGAUGACGAGGAUGAAGCCGCUCCAUCGCGAAGCGUUAAGCAUUACCGCGGCAGAGAUUAUCGAAGCACGCGUCGGGAAUCUGAAGAAGAGGACAGAGAAGAAAUUGACGAAGAAGACAAUGCGCCGGAGAGCUACCGUCGGGAUCGUCGGCGGGAAGACAAGCGAGGAUCGAGAGACGAAGAUGAGGAGGAGGAUCGGGAAGAAUGGAUGGAGAAGACGGCAGAUGAGGACGAUCGGAGACAAAAGAAGGGAAAGAAGAAGAAAAAGCACAAGGAGAAGGAGAAAGAGAAGGAAAAGGAGAAGGAGAAGAGCAGAAAGCGAAAACGCGAGUCAUCGGGCUCUGAUCAGUCCUCGAAUGAUUACAGUUGUUGAUAGAAAAUUUUCGGACAAAAUUUGAGCAUCUUUCUUGUGUCCCACUCUCGCCGCUUGUCGUAGAGAAUCCUCGAAAUCUUUCGUCCCUUAUUGCUCUGAUUUUUAGCAAAUUUUGCGUCACUUCAUCUUUCUCGUGGGUUUGUUGUAUCUUUCUGUUUGAAUGUUCGCUGGAACUGUCGAGGAAAAUUUUUUAUAAUGGCGAUCGCAAAAUCUUUUAUCUGAUCUUAUCCCGUAAAUUUCCAUUUUCGCAGGAAUUUCGGUCUCAGUACUGUGAAGUGUGUGAAAUUGUGCGCAAGAUCGACUGUUCACCGUCUCAGUUUCAAUUUCGUUUUCGUCGAAAAGACGCGCAGAAUUCUUAUUUGGGUCUUAUUGCUUGUCUAGUAUGUGGCUUAGGCAUGUGUGGAAAAGAAAUUCAUUCUGGAGUGAAAAAA
Notodromas monacha is the source of this 4753-nucleotide messenger RNA. NCBI's taxonomy places the organism in Eukaryota, Metazoa, Arthropoda, Ostracoda, Podocopida, Cyprididae. The record is from the annotation of a GenBank genome assembly.